Messenger RNA from Aspergillus candidus, 2255 nucleotides. RefSeq names its product FGGY-family carbohydrate kinase. The record is from RefSeq and is a predicted model, not a curated record. Gene Ontology annotation, molecular function: phosphotransferase activity, alcohol group as acceptor; kinase activity. Bases 277 to 2112 code for a protein of 611 amino acids. Gene Ontology annotation, biological process: carbohydrate metabolic process. Lineage: Eukaryota; Fungi; Ascomycota; Eurotiomycetes; Eurotiales; Aspergillaceae. The transcript is spliced from 3 exons.
GGGAUCUUCGUUCUUUGUUUUCAUCCGACAUACUUCGGCUUGCUUGCCUCUUGUUGUCUAUUAUCCGCUCAAUUCCCCCCACACCAUAAAGAAAAUCCAGCCUUCUCCUCUCAUUCUACCCAGCCGAGGUAUAAUUGAUUGGCGGGGCAGUCCCUCUGCUCGCCAAUCCAUUGCUCGAUAACAUCACCUGCCGUCGCUAUCCGAAAGUCUGCAACCUUCUUUCUGCCCGUUCAUCAUUACCUUUUACUUCGCUCGAGAAGAGCAACUUUUACCUUCAUGACUGCCACAAUGCCACACCGGCGUCCCUCGGGACAGUCCCACAGGCUGGCGUCUCUGGAUACUCGAGAUGAGAUUCAGAUCCACCCGGACCACUACAUUGGCAUCGACGUAGGCACUGGGAGUGCCCGCGCGUGCAUCAUUGACGGCAACGGGGAUAUCGUUGGAUUGGCGACUGAAAAUAUCGGCCUCUGGCAGCCUCAACAAGGUUUCUACGAGCAAUCGACCACUGACAUCUGGCGUUGUAUCUGCGUAGCCGUUCAGCGCGCCAUCAGCCAGCAUAACGUCGACCCGGAAACUGUAAGAGGAAUUGGAUUUGAUGCCACUUGCUCCCUUGCUGUUUUCUCCAAUGUCAAUGAUGAACCAGUAUCUGUCACUGGGCCUAACUUUGACUCGGACCGGAAUGUGAUUCUCUGGUUGGAUCACAGGCCGGUUGAAGAGGCCGAGAAGAUCAAUGCCACGAACCAUAAUCUGCUCCGCUAUGUCGGCGGGAAGAUGUCCGUUGAGAUGGAAAUGCCCAAGGUUCUAUGGCUGAAAAAUCACAUGCCCAAGGACCUCUUCGACCAGUGCAAGUUUUUUGACCUGGCAGAUGCGUUGACUCACAUUGCUACGGGUAAUGAAAAAAGAAGCUUCUGCAGUGUCGUCUGUAAGCAGGGCUACGUUCCGGUCGGCGUGGACGGGAGCGUCAAAGGGUGGCAGGAAGAUUUCUUGAACGAAGUUGGCCUAGAAGAACUUACCACGGAUGACUUUAAACGGGUCGGAGGUGUUGACAGGGUGAACGGCGAUUAUCUGAGUGCCGGCGAGCUUGUCGGCACGCUCUGCGAUAAAGCAGCCUCUGAGCUCGGACUGCCGUCUGGUAUCGCCAUAGGCAGCGGUGUCAUCGAUGCCUACGCGGGCUGGAUCGGUACCGUUGGCGCGAAGGUUGAGCUGGAGUCAGACCAACUGAGCUCGGACGCUGCAAAGAACGACAAGUCCCAAGCCUUCUCACGACUGGCAGCCGUAGCCGGGACGUCAACAUGCCAUCUCGCCAUGUCUCGGGAUCCGGUUUUCGUCCCUGGCGUUUGGGGUCCCUACCGCGACACGAUCCAGCCGGGCUACUGGAUGGCCGAGGGCGGACAGUCUGCCACGGGGGAGUUACUCAAACAUGUCAUCGAGACGCAUCCCGCGUUCAACCAGGCUCUCUCCAUCGCGGAGUCCUACAACGACAAUAUCUACGAAUACCUGAACGAGCACCUCAAAGAAAUGGCGCAGGAGCAAAAAGCCCCCAACAUCUCCUACCUCGCACGCCAUUUCUUCUUCUACGGCGACCUCUGGGGCAACAGGUCUCCCAUCGCGGAUCCGCGCAUGACCGGCUCCGUCAUAGGCCUCUCAAGCGACAAGUCCGUAGACGGACUCGCCAUAUACUACUACGCCACGCUCGAAUUCAUAGCCCUGCAGACCCGGCAGAUCGUCGAAACGAUGAACCAAUCCGGCCACAGCAUCACAUCGAUCUUCAUGUCGGGGUCGCAGUGCCAAAACGACAUCUUGGUCAAACUCAUCGCGUCCGCGUGCAACAUGCCCGUCCUCAUCCCCCGGUAUAUCCAUGCGGCUGUCUGCCAUGGCGCGGCGAUGCUGGGCGCAAAGGCCGCUAGCGCUGCCGCCGAGGGCAAGACCGAGGAUCUGUGGGAUAUCAUGGAUCGGAUGAGUAAACCGGGGAAGAAGAUCGUGCCGACGGUUGAUGCUAACGAGAAGGCCCUGCUAGAUGUCAAGUAUAAGGUCUUUUUGGACCAGUGUUAUAAGCAGCAGGAGUAUCGGGCCCUUGUUGAUGAUGCCGUGGGUGCGUGGAAGGCUACUUGAUCGUCCGUGCCAGUCCUGCUGCUUUGAGGCUGCUCUUGAGGCAUGUUAUUAACCAAGGAAGAGAAGUAGUGGUGGGUAAGGAAAGUAAUGUGGGUUCCUGUUGAUUUUGUAAAACAUCAUUGAAGCACAUCUUGCGAGUGUAA